Molecule: messenger RNA, 1089 nt
Organism: Didymella exigua CBS 183.55
Lineage: Eukaryota; Fungi; Ascomycota; Dothideomycetes; Pleosporales; Didymellaceae
Exons: 2
Coding region: 1-1089 (362 amino acids)
Source: RefSeq, a predicted model, not a curated record
AUGUUCAAGCUUGUCUCUUUGUCGCUGCUGGCUUUGGUCGCCGCAGCACCCUCUCCGCAGCGCAACAAAGGUGGGCAACCGAAAGCAACGGCACAGCAACAAGCCGCGAAGAUACCGAUGGGUAUUACCCAGGCACAGGAUGGGAGUAUGAUCUUGGAUGAUAUGGUCAUGGUGAACGGCCUACCCAUUCGCUUCAAGAUCGCCGCGCCAGCAGACCAGUUCUUACCUGCAUCAGGCGUGCCAGGUGCCGCAGCAACAAGCGGCAAUGGCACCAUGGGCGCAAACGUGCUCCUGCACGGCGAUGGUGGGCAGUCCUUCUUCGACAUGCCAAACCAGAACGUGCAAGCGAACACCAUGGGCGUUGCGCUCCUGGCUCCAAACCCAAACCUGUUCUGGGGCGGCGGCAGCGGACUGCAACGCACAGACGGCGUGGCACACGCCCAGGCCGUGAAUGACUGGAUACAGAACGAGCUGCCGCAACGUGUGGCGGUGAAUAUGAGCGCCAUGGUGUUCAGCGGUGUCAGUGGCGGGAGCCUGCUUAUGAGCGGUUUCUUUGUGCCAGCGCAGAUGCAGAACUACGCUCCCUCGGCCGUAGAGCUGAACUGCGGUGGCAUGCCGCCUCAAGUCGCCGUCGUAAAUCCUGCUGCGAUCGCGAGCACAAGGAUACACUUCCAGUCCACGCAGUCGGAGCUGCAGCUGCUGCAAGGGAGCAUCCCUCAGGCAGUCAGCGCAUACGAGAAGAUUGCGACGGAUCAGGGUCUUAGCACGGCGCAGGUGAAUCAGCUGCAGACUGUGGAUAACACGCCGCAGGGCGGGCAUUGCGCGUUUGACGGGCAGGGUUUUGUAUCUGGCGUGCAGACAAUGUUGUCUAGUUACUCGAAUGUUGUGCAGGGUGGAAAUGGCACAGUCGCGGGUAUUGGAGCGCCGAGUACCGGGCAGGUUACGACUGGUGUAGUUGGGAAUGAGAAGUUACAGUUCUCGGGUGGGAAGAAGCGUAAGGCUGAGUCGAUGGUCGUAGCGAGGUGGGCGCAGGAUGUCGUCGUCGAGGAAGAUGUAGCGCUGCUGGCGUGCGACCGUACUUCGUGCUAG